GAUAUAUUUGAUGUAUUCAUGGUUGGGGGCGGGCCGGUACAUAACCCGGAUGUAGAAGCCCACAUGCAGUCUGUCUUCUGCUCUUCUCCUCCGUCCUCUCCUCCAGUCUAACCGCUCCGUGUGGCGUGAGCUCGCAGCUUUUACCUCGCAGCAGAAAUGUUUCGUUUACCUACCGUCAUGAAGCAGGUGAGGCCCGUGUGCCGGGCGCUGGCUCCUCACCUCACCCGGGCGUACGCCAAGGACGUAAAGUUUGGGGCGGACGCUCGCGCCCUCAUGCUGCAGGGGGUGGACCUGCUGGCCGACGCCGUGGCCGUUACCAUGGGGCCAAAGGGUCGCACCGUCAUCAUCGAGCAGAGCUGGGGCAGUCCGAAGGUGACCAAGGACGGCGUGACGGUGGCUAAAAGCAUCGACCUGAAGGACAGAUACAAGAACAUCGGAGCCAAGCUGGUGCAGGACGUGGCCAACAACACCAACGAGGAGGCCGGCGACGGCACCACCACGGCCACGGUGCUGGCGCGGGCCAUCGCCAAGGAGGGCUUCGACAACAUCAGCAAAGGCGCCAAUCCCGUGGAGAUCCGCCGUGGUGUCAUGAUGGCCGUGGAGACGGUCAUCAAUGAGCUGAAGAACCUCUCUAAGCCCGUCACGACCCCCGAGGAGAUCGCACAGGUCGCUACCAUCUCUGCCAACGGCGACGUGGAAAUCGGGAACAUUAUUUCCAACGCCAUGAAGAGAGUCGGCCGCAAAGGCGUCAUCACCGUGAAGGACGGGAAGACGCUGCAGGACGAGCUGGAGAUCAUCGAGGGCAUGAAGUUCGACCGUGGUUACAUCUCUCCGUACUUCAUCAACACGGCUAAAGGCCAGAAGUGCGAGUUCCAGGACGCCUACCUGCUGCUGAGCGAGAAAAAGAUUUCUAGCGUCCAGAGCAUCGUGCCCGCCCUGGAGAUCGCCAACCAGCAUCGCAAACCUCUGGUGAUUGUAGCCGAGGAUGUGGACGGAGAAGCGCUGAGCACUCUGGUUCUGAACAGGCUGAAGGUUGGACUCCAGGUGGUCGCCGUCAAAGCUCCAGGUUUCGGGGACAACAGGAAGAACCAGCUGAAGGACAUGGCCGUCGCCACCGGCGGCACGGUGUUUGGCGAUGAGGCUCUCGGUCUGGCCCUGGAGGACAUCCAAGCUCACGACUUCGGCAGAGUGGGCGAAGUCCAGAUCACUAAAGACGACACCCUGCUACUGAAGGGCGGCGGCAGCCCCGCCGACGUCGAGAAGCGGGCGGCUGAGAUCGUAGAGCAGCUGGAGAACACCACCAGCGACUACGAGAAGGAGAAGCUCAACGAGAGGCUGGCGAAGCUGUCUGACGGCGUGGCCGUCCUCAAGGUGGGAGGAACCAGCGACGUUGAGGUGAACGAGAAGAAGGACCGAGUGACAGAUGCUCUGAACGCCACCCGGGCCGCUGUGGAGGAGGGCAUCGUUCCCGGCGGAGGAUGCGCUCUGCUGCGCUGCAUCCCCGCCCUGGACGCCCUGAAGACCGCCAACAGCGACCAGAAGAUCGGUGUGGACAUCAUCAGGCGGUCGCUGCGUAUCCCCGCCAUGACCAUCGCCAAGAACGCCGGCGUGGAGGGCUCCCUGGUGGUGGAGAAGAUCCUGCAGGGGGCGCCGGAGAUGGGCUAUGACGCCAUGCAGGGGGAGUACGUCAACAUGGUGGAGAAGGGCAUCAUCGACCCCACUAAGGUGGUACGGACCGCGCUGAUGGACGCCGCAGGAGUCGCCUCUCUUCUUUCCACCGCCGAGGCCGUCGUCACAGAGAUCCCUAAGGAGGAAAAAGAGAUGCCAGGAGGCAUGGGCGGCAUGGGGGGUAUGGGAGGAAUGGGAGGCGGCAUGGGCUUCUGAGCCGGGCCUCCUGACCCUGGAAAGACUGAAUCAUCAGAUUUGAGCUGGAGGACGGACCACGAUUCAUCCGGAGCGUCACAUGGUUUGAUGGCUCGGCGGACUGAGAGCUAACAGCCCAUCUGGUGCCCCAGAGUCCUCCUCCCUGUUCCACUGGCACCAAACUCGUCACGUCACAAGCUCAGAGGGAAACGCUAACAUGGGGUUCAUUAAACCGAAACUGCAGCUUUGUUUCAGCCUGCUGGCUGCGGCGUGCACAGAACCUUCUAGAUUCAGUUGACUGCGGAGGAGAACAUCAGACCUUCUGCUCCAAAGUUCAUUUGUUGGUCUGAACCAAACCGGUUUCCUCUGGCAGGCUGAAACAAACCAUUUAAUGGACCAUGGGGGAGGGGGGGGGGGCUUCUCUGUCAAUGCCUGGACUCUUAUUUUGUAGUUUUCUGCUAAUUUUUCAUGUUUUGUUUUGUAAUAUAAACGUCUGUCUUGAUUGAUCCGGAUUAAACCAGUUUUCUUACCGAC
Molecule: messenger RNA, 2397 nt
Organism: Cyprinodon tularosa
Lineage: Eukaryota; Metazoa; Chordata; Actinopteri; Cyprinodontiformes; Cyprinodontidae
Gene: hspd1
Product: heat shock 60 protein 1
Exons: 11
Coding region: 157-1884 (575 amino acids)
Biological process (GO): protein refolding; positive regulation of T cell activation; T cell activation
Cellular component (GO): mitochondrial matrix; mitochondrial inner membrane
Molecular function (GO): protein-folding chaperone binding; ATP binding; ATP-dependent protein folding chaperone
Source: RefSeq, a predicted model, not a curated record